Molecule: messenger RNA, 885 nt
Organism: Williopsis jadinii
Lineage: Eukaryota; Fungi; Ascomycota; Saccharomycetes; Phaffomycetales; Wickerhamomycetaceae
Gene: YIP5
Product: Yip5p
Exons: 2
Coding region: 1-885 (294 amino acids)
Biological process (GO): vesicle-mediated transport
Cellular component (GO): membrane; Golgi apparatus
Molecular function (GO): small GTPase binding
Source: RefSeq, a predicted model, not a curated record
AUGAGUAAAGCCAACGAGAACAACGAUCUUUUAGACAUCGACAACGACAACUGGCUUGAAGAUGACACCAAUCUCUCAACAACGCCAAAGGCGAUGACUGCUCAGGCAUACAUUCCGCCGGAUGACUUUGUGAUUGAGCCUGAAGUACCAAGUGCACCACAGCAGCUUCCAGGACAGAGCUCCGACUCACCACACAUCUCGAAUAACUUUGAUGGUGGAGUACUCUCAGUCAAUCAUUAUAGACGUUACUUCAACUUGAAUACCACUGAAUUCCUGCAAAACUGUGCGCAGGCAUUGAACUUUGUUUCGACCAAGACGGACUCUGUUGAAGAGAUUGGCGAUCUUUAUGGUCCAAUCUGGGUCACUGCAACUGUGAUUUUCAUACUGUUCUUCAGUAAUACGUGCUCAGGGUUGCUGGUUAGCUGGGUCCAAGGAGGCGAUUCUACAUACAAGUACAACUUUGAUCUGUUGACAGGUGCCAUUUCGCUAUUGUAUGGCUACACGUUCCUGAUUCCAACCAUUUUCUACUUCAUCACUGUCUGGUACUUGAAGCUCACCGGAUUGUUCCCACUUUCACGACUCAUUUCGAUAUACGGUUAUGCAAACAUUGCAUGGGUUCCAGCUGCCAUCCUAAGUAUCCUUCGUGGCUUCUUGGUCAACCAUACAAUAUUGAGCAGUGCUUUGAAAUGGAUCAGCGUCCUGUUUGGAGGUGUAAUCAGCUGUGCCAGCAUACUGGUGAAAGUUUUCCCAGUGACUAGACACAGUUGCGUUGUUGUUGAUAAAGAAAAGCUUGCCAUUGUUCUGUGUGCUGCAUUACUUGUGGCUCAUGUUGGGCUGAUCAUUGCCGUGAAGGUUUCCUUCUUUGGUGACUUGAGCGUGGUCUAA